GAGGUGGUGGUGGUGAACUCUGCUUCUCUGGAAUCCCCAGUCCUUCCCCUUGCUAGGCUCUGCCUCUGAGUUCACAAAAGCUGUGCCCCCAACGCACAUAAACAUACACACACUCACUUAUUUUUUUAAUCUAGAGACUCAAAAAAUGACAAAACGCCAGAGCUGGAAGGCAUCUCUAGCUUGUCCAGCCCUUCCCGCCUCCCUCUUCACAGAUGAGAAAACUGAGGCCCUGGUUUGGGAUUUCCAGGGCCCGGGGUUUUCCAACCCUACCCCUCAGCCCCCAGCGGCCACUCCAGCGCCUCUUGCCCGCCACCAUUUCGGGACGCUUCCGCGGAGCCGCAGGCAAGGGCUGGCUGGGACUCCCGGGGGACCCCGCCGUCGGGGCUGCCCCACGCGCGGCGCCGCCACGCCUCGCCGCCCGGGGCCCGGCCACAGCCGCCGCUGGGCACUCGCCGGGAAGCCAGCAACCGAGGGCGGAGGCGGGGAGGGAGCUAGGCAGCAGGGAGGGGGAGUUGGGGAGAGCUCGCGCUCUGUGUAUGGUCUAUCGGAGGCAGCUGACCUUUGAGGAGGAAAUCGCUGCUCUCCGCUCCUUCCUGUAGUAACAGCCGCCACCGCCGCCGCCGCCAGGAGCUCGGGCCGGAGCGACAGUAGCGGGCGGAGAGCCGGAUUCGCCGCCAGACGGCUCUGCCCGAUCAGGUGAACGGCCAUGGCGGGCUGGAUCCAGGCCCAGCAGCUGCAGGGAGAUGCGCUGCGCCAGAUGCAGGUGCUCUAUGGGCAGCACUUCCCCAUCGAGGUCCGCCACUACUUGGCGCAGUGGAUUGAGAGCCAGCCGUGGGAUGCCAUCGACCUGGACAAUCCCCAGGACCGAGCCCAGGCCACCCAGCUCCUGGAAGGCCUGGUGCAGGAGCUGCAGAAGAAGGCCGAGCACCAAGUGGGGGAAGAUGGGUUUUUACUGAAGAUCAAGCUGGGGCACUAUGCCACACAGCUCCAGAGCACAUACGACCGGUGCCCCAUGGAGCUGGUCCGCUGCAUCCGGCACAUUCUGUACAAUGAACAGAGGCUGGUCCGAGAAGCCAACAAUUGCAGCUCUCCUGCUGGGAGCCUGGUAGAUGCCAUGUCCCAGAAACACCUUCAGAUCAACCAGACAUUUGAGGAGUUGCGACUGGUCACACAGGACACAGAGAAUGAGCUGAAGAAGCUGCAGCAGACUCAAGAGUACUUCAUUAUCCAAUAUCAAGAGAGCCUGAGGAUCCAAGCUCAGUUUGCCCAGCUGGCCCAGCUGAACCCCCAGGAGCGGCUGAGCCGGGAGACGGCCCUCCAGCAGAAGCAGGUGUCACUGGAGACCUGGCUGCAGUGCGAGGCCCAGACGCUACAGCAGUACCGCGUGGAGCUGGCCGAGAAGCACCAGAAGACCCUGCAGCUGCUGCGGAAGCAGCAGACCAUCAUCCUGGACGACGAGCUGAUCCAGUGGAAGCGGCGACAGCAGCUGGCUGGGAAUGGAGGGCCCCCCGAGGGCAGCCUGGACGUGCUGCAGUCCUGGUGUGAGAAGCUGGCUGAGAUCAUCUGGCAGAACCGGCAGCAGAUCCGCAGAGCUGAGCACCUGUGCCAGCAGCUACCCAUCCCGGGCCCCGUGGAGAAGAUGCUGGCUGAGGUCAAUGCCACCAUCACAGACAUCAUAUCAGCCCUGGUGACCAGUACAUUCAUCAUUGAGAAGCAGCCCCCUCAGGUCCUGAAGACCCAGACCAAGUUUGCAGCCACGGUGCGCCUGCUGGUGGGCGGGAAGCUGAACGUGCACAUGAACCCCCCUCAGGUGAAGGCGACCAUCAUCAGCGAGCAGCAGGCCAAGUCUCUGCUCAAAAGCGAGAACACCCGCAACGAGUGCAGUGGGGAGAUCUUGAACAACUGCUGUGUGAUGGAAUACCACCAAGCCACAGGCACCCUCAGCGCCCACUUCAGGAACAUGUCGCUAAAGAGGAUCAAGCGUGCGGACCGGCGGGGCGCAGAGUCCGUGACAGAGGAGAAAUUCACGGUGCUGUUUGAGUCUCAGUUUAGCGUUGGCAGCAAUGAGCUUGUGUUCCAGGUGAAGACCCUGUCCCUUCCCGUGGUUGUCAUUGUUCAUGGAAGUCAGGAUCACAAUGCCACUGCCACUGUGUUGUGGGACAACGCCUUUGCUGAGCCGGGCAGGGUGCCAUUUGCUGUGCCGGACAAAGUGCUCUGGCCGCAGCUGUGUGAAGCACUCAACAUGAAGUUCAAGGCAGAAGUGCAGAGCAACCGGGGCCUGACCAAGGAGAACCUUGUGUUCCUGGCGCAGAAACUGUUCAACAGCAGCAGCAACCACCUGGAGGACUAUAGCAACAUGUCUGUGUCCUGGUCCCAGUUCAACAGGGAGAACUUGCCGGGCUGGAACUACACCUUCUGGCAGUGGUUCGACGGGGUAAUGGAGGUGCUGAAGAAGCAUCAUAAGCCUCAUUGGAAUGACGGGGCUAUCCUAGGGUUUGUGAAUAAGCAACAGGCCCAUGACCUGCUCAUCCACAAGCCCGAUGGGACCUUCUUGUUGCGCUUUAGCGACUCGGAAAUCGGGGGCAUCACGAUUGCCUGGAAGUUUGACUCUCCUGACCGCAACCUGUGGAACCUGAAGCCGUUCACUACACGGGAUUUUUCCAUCCGGUCCCUGGCCGACCGCCUGGGGGACCUAAACUAUCUCAUCUACGUGUUCCCUGACCGCCCCAAGGAUGAGGUCUUCUCCAAGUACUACACUCCCGUGCUAGCUAAAGCCGUUGACGGAUACGUGAAGCCACAGAUCAAGCAAGUGGUCCCUGAGUUUGUGAAUGCGUCUGUGGACUCUGUUGGGGGCAGCGCCACGUACAUGGAGCAGGCCCCGUCCCCAGCCGUGUGCGCCCAGGCUCCCUAUAACAUGUACCCACAGAACUCUGACCCUGUCCUGGACCAGGAUGGAGAGAUCGACCUAGACGAGACCAUGGAUGUCGCGAGGCACGUGGAGGAACUCUUACGUCGCCCAAUGGACAGUCUGGGCCCACCCCUUCCUCCCCCAGACGGCUUCUUCACCUCUGCCAGAGGCUCGCUGUCAUGAAUAUCUGCAUCCCACACUUCUCUUUGGAAACAGUAGUCACCGUGAAGGGUUCAUAUUGUGAUUUUAGCAUUUCUACGCAUACCAAUGCCUUUGCAGGCAGCAUGUAUACCCAUGCGUGUGCAUGUUUGUGCAUGAGGUGUGCCUGCCUCUCCUUCACAGCUGUGCGUUUGUGGCUGCAGCUGCAGCAGCCUUUUUCUUUUGGAUCAAAGCAUUCAAGAGCCCGCUGGGUCUGUCUCUGUUGUAGAAGAGACUGAGCUUCCGUCAUUGCAGGUACUCAAUGCAGGCAAACCAAUUCCUCCCAUGUCCUUUAUCUGCUCAGCAGCUGUUUGGAUGAAAUUAUCCAAGAAGGGGAAGGGAGACUGGUAAUGUCUUUAAGCUAAAGUGUUAUUCAUGAGGAAGAAGCUUUGCCGUCCCAAUAUGUGUGUGUGUGUGUGCGUGCACAUACACGUGUGCACACUCCCAAUGUUUACAUGCAUAUACAUACAUGCACCCUCCCAACGUGUAUAUACAGGUGUGUAGUCUCCCAAUGUAUGUACAUGCAUAUACAUACGCACAUCUGUUCUCAUGCAUAUGUGUUGGUCUAUUGAUCCUUUCCCUCAGGAGAGAGGCUGAGGUUUAUUUUGGGGUAAUAUUUUAUGCUUUAUCUAAUGAAUGUGGACUCCAGACUUUUUUGCAAACUCUCCAAGAGUUUGUCAAAGCCAUGUUAGCUGCCUUUGAGUCAGCUCAUGACUCGUGAUGACCUUACGCACAACAGAACAAAACACUGCCUGGUCCUGUGUCCUCCUCGUGUCGCCAGCAUGUUCAACGGCUUCAUUGCGGCUGUCGUGCCAGUCCAUCUCACUGAGGGUCUCCAUGCCCUCACUGGCCCUCUACUUUGUCAAACAUGAUGUCCUCUUCCCGCGAUUGAUUGUCUAAGCCAUAGUCAUGCCCUUAACACAGCAAAAACUAGUUGCCAGGUCAAUUCUGACUCUUGGUGACCCUAUGUGUAUCAGAGUAGAACUGUGCUCCAUAGGGUUUUCAAUGGCUGAUUUUUCGGCAGUAGGUUGCCAGGUCUUUGCUCCGAGGUGACUCUGGGUGAACUCGAACCUCUAACCUUUUGGUUAACAGCUGACUGCAGUAACCGUUAGUACCACCCAGGGACCGCCUUAACACAGUAGAGUUGGUUUGAGUCAUGGUUGUCAGCUGCACCGAGUAUGUGGUUUCUUGGCCUCAAGCUGGGGGCUUGGGUCUUGAAUCUGUGAUGCUACUGCCCACUUGCCCGAUGUCUCUAUCCACCCAGCCUUAUAUCCUUGCCUCCCUUUUUGCAACCUGGCUUACAGGAGAGGUGGGAGAGGGGAAAGGGCUGGUCUAGGACAUGGUGGGUGAACAGGGCCUGGGACUUGCAGAGUUGACCCCUCUCCUGGGGAAAAAUUGCUGCAGCAAGACCCAAGCAGCCAAUCAGCCAUUUUGUGUGUGCCCGUGGAAUCUGGAGAGCAGCAUAAAAGCUGAUCUGACUCUGUGGGGAGGUGGAAUCUGGAAUAGGCCUCAUCACCCUUGCAUAACUGACCAUAGUCUGAGACGGCCUUGCUCCCAACCACACAUACGCCUCCCUCGGUGGCACUAUGACAACCAGGGGUAGCUGAGUGCUGCAGAAUGGCAGUCCCAGGUUUAAACAUCGCUGAUCUCUAGAGGAAGGUGGGACUAACUAGAAGAGUGAUUUUAUACUUUGUACAUAAACCAUACAUUUGUGUAAAGUAUAACAGUAUUUUUGAAUAAAAUAUUUUUUGUCAUAAAUUUGAUGGUAUGGUUCCUGGGCUGGCGAGCUGGUGGUGGUCUCCUGGGCUGUUGGGGACCCCUGGACUGGAGUCAUUUUGUUCUUUCCGCCUAUGUGGCUGGUAUAACUUUAGCCUGAAGCAACAACUCUGCCCCCUUUUCUGUGGUUUAAGGGUGCUGGCCACCCCUGAAUACUGUCAGUGCCU
Molecule: messenger RNA, 5049 nt
Organism: Trichechus manatus latirostris (Florida manatee)
Lineage: Eukaryota; Metazoa; Chordata; Mammalia; Sirenia; Trichechidae
Product: signal transducer and activator of transcription 5A
Exons: 19
Coding region: 707-3091 (794 amino acids)
Biological process (GO): response to peptide hormone; regulation of transcription by RNA polymerase II; growth hormone receptor signaling pathway via JAK-STAT
Molecular function (GO): RNA polymerase II cis-regulatory region sequence-specific DNA binding; DNA-binding transcription factor activity, RNA polymerase II-specific
Source: RefSeq, a predicted model, not a curated record